AUGCUCAACUUUCCCAAACCAAACACUGCUCGCAAUCUCCAUCACAUUCACGUUUUCAGCAUCUUCGACCUAAUAACUGCCAUCGCUCUAUAUAGCAGCAGCAGUAUGCCAGAUAGGUCACCCCUACCUGCAAUGUCCCCUCGGGACUCGCUGCGCCGAUCCGUGUCGCCGCGUUCUCCCAGAUAUCCCGACAGUCGCAGUCCGAGUGAAACGCGUGGAAGGACAAGAAGUCGAUCAUUUUCACGAGACCAAGAAUCGCCACGAAGCCCGAAACGCGCUGGCGGCCGAUGGCCGCGAGACCGAAGCUACACGAGAAGCCCAAGCCCAAGAAGUCCUAGGAGAAGCUCCAAAAUCGUCGUGGAAAAAUUGACCAAAAAUGUCACUGAAGGUCAUUUGCACGACAUUUUUGGUUCAUUCGGAACGAUACAGAAUGUCGAUCUUCCUCUGAACAAAACAUUUAUGACGAACCGAGGCACCGCAUAUAUCUUGUAUCAAAAUGUCGCAGACGCUGAGGCGGCGGUAUCCAAUAUGCACGAAGCUCAAGUCGACGGGGCCGUUUUGAAAGUGUCUAUUGUUCUGCCUCGACGUGCAGACAGUACAAUGACCACCCGACUGGUUUCUCUCGGGGCUCACCACCAAGAAGACGAUCACCGAGGCGACCAGCAAAUGGCGGCGGGCACAACAACAGACAUAACACGUACCGCCCACAAUCCUUGUCGCGAUCGCCAUCCCGUCGGCGCUCAAGACACAGAUCCUACUCUCCACGCUCUGAUUCCGGUUCCGAGCCGAGGAGAAGAGACUCCAGGAGAAGCCCGAGGUAUCGCCGACGUCGGAGUCCGAGCUACAGCAGCUACAGUUCGAGAGAUGGCAGUAUUUCUGGCAAAAGUCGUAGCCCAAACAGGAGCAGAGGUCAUAGACUACCCCCGAGGCGAAGAUGAUUUUUGCCUCAUUCUGUCUGCGAUGAUGCCGGGUGGUGCCUUGGUUUAA
Talaromyces rugulosus is the source of this 987-nucleotide messenger RNA. RefSeq lists its product as uncharacterized. Gene Ontology annotation, cellular component: ASAP complex; nucleoplasm; cytoplasm. Lineage: Eukaryota; Fungi; Ascomycota; Eurotiomycetes; Eurotiales; Trichocomaceae. The record is from RefSeq and is a predicted model, not a curated record. Bases 1 to 987 code for a protein of 328 amino acids. Gene Ontology annotation, biological process: mRNA splicing, via spliceosome. Gene Ontology annotation, molecular function: RNA binding. The transcript is spliced from 4 exons.